AAUUUUAUUCGUGUUUCAGAUUAAUUUAUUACAAUAUCCAGUGUCCUGCUUUAUUAAACAGCUGAGACAAUACAGAAAGGAAAACUAGAAAUUAAAUUAUCUAUUUAUGCCUUUUAAUUUUAGGGAAACGGAGGCUUCAUAGCACUCAAAAAUUUUAUUAUGACAGUCAAACAGUGGUUCACAAUAGUGUUCUAAAAUUUAAAAAAAUCUUUUUGAACUUCACAUUACAAUGAGCAACUGAGCAGAUGGUACUAAGAAAAGCUUCAGGUGUGUCUUCCUCUUUUAUACAUAUUUUGUUUAAUUUAUAUUGAAAUGCAGUCCAGAGAUGUUAUGUUUCGUUUUUAUUUUAUUUUAUUUUUUUUUUUUUGAGACAGAGUUUUGCUCUCAUUGCCCAGGCUGGAGUGCAGUGGCAUGAUCUCAGCUCACUGCAACCUCUGCCUCCUGGGUUCAAGCGAUUCUUCUGCCUCAGCCUCCUGAGUAGCUGGGAUUACAAGUGUCCACCACCCAGAGACAUAAUGGCCAUUUUUGAUAUUGUUAUGGACAAAACUUUGAUUGGUAUAUUAAUUAUAGGCAAUUUCAAGAUAGAAGUAUAGAAUUAUGUGAAUUUUUGCUUAGAAGAAAAUGAAAGCAAAUAACACAUACAUGCUGCUGAAUUGCUUCAAAAAAUUAUAUGCAAAAAUUGACGCUGUAGUCAAUGCUGAUUUUCCUUAGUAUGAAAAAGGUGACUUUUCAGUCUAUCAUGUACUUUCUUGGAGACUUUUACUAAAGAUUUAUCUGCAAAUUAAUGGAAAAAUAGGGUGUAAUGAAUAAAAAAAGAGAACCAAACAGCCCCAUUUUCACUCCCUCAACCUUUGGCUAGAAAGUAAGUAUUCUAAAAGUUAUACUUUGGAACCAUAUCUCCUGGGUUGAUCUUCUACUCAGUUUUAGCAUGUCAGUUGAUUUUUAUUCCUUCUUGCACAGUUAUUUGUUCCCAAUUCUUCAAUAUUAAAUAGGUUCUUAAAAUUCGAAAAGGAGUAAUGGUGAAACAGUGUUUCCAAAACACAACAUGACAGGUAAGGAGUUCUAAGAAACAUUUACAAGUUAUUUUUAACCGAGAAUGCCUUUUUUACUUCCUACACUCUUGUAUAAAUGUAGAUGGGGAAGGCAUUAUUAUUUUCUUUACAUAAUUGAGAAAACUGAAGCAGAUAACAUAUUAAAUGAUGGCUUUUGCAGCAUCAAGGUUGUGAAAUGUAGACCUCAGAGGAGGACUCAGAAAUUCUGCUGUCCAGAUCAAGUUUCCAUUCUAUUUCUGCAAAGAUACUGUCUUGGGAUACAGAAACAAAGUUGUUAGUAUAUUUAUUAUAAAUUUUGAUAGGAAUUUACUUUCAUUGUCAAAUAGUAAAUAUGCUGACUCUUACAUAAUAAAAUUGUCUCCUUGACACCACUUUUGAAUUACGGUCAUUUUCUGGCAGUGCAAACUGUUAUUUUUUUUUUGAAAGAAGCAAGUUCUGUCUAAUUUUAGAGUCUAGAGUCUAUUUAGACUGAUACUAAACAAACACACCCAUUAAAAAACAUUCCACUUUGUCUGAAAUUGAUAUAUUUGUCCUUGAGUGUACAUUUCGCCUUACCUUUGUAUGACAUUUUCUUUUAUGGUGUUUUUGAAAACUGCAUAUAGUUGAUUUUUAUUCACAAUCUGAAAAUAUUUGUAUUUUAAUAAGGGCAUUAAUCCAUUGACUUUUACUGUCACAGCUGAUAGGCUGUUAUAUUUGCUGUUUUGAUUCGUGCCUUUUGUUUUUUGUGUGUAUUAUUACAUUUGUUUUUUUCUUUUAAUAUGUGGAAUUUAUUUUCAUUUCUUUUUUUUUUCUCUAAUGAUUGGGGGGAAGUUUUAGAAAGAUUUAUUUUCCUUUUCAAAUUCUCCUGGUAGUUCCAUUUUAGUUUUUUGUUUGUUUGUUUCUUUACUUAAUACUUGAACCUAUAUUUCUCUAUUAAUGUUAAUGAGGAUAUUAUAUCAACUUAAUGUAUGUAAAAUGGGGGAAUCUGUACUCUUUACUUCCCCUAUGCCCUUAACUCACUUGUUUCACAGGUUUUGUUGAUAUAUCCUUAUAUAACAUGGAACCGUUAUAUUUUUAUCUUUGAGUCCAAAAUUUUUACAAUUACAUUUUGUGGUGCACCCUAUUUGUGACAAACAUUGAGAGAAACCUCCGCAUUUUCACUGUUUUUAACAUAGUCUACCAACACUUAAUAAACUAGGUCUUCCCUAUUACUAUCAUUUAUUUUAUUUAUAGGUAGCCAGUGCUCAUUUUUGGAUAUAUUUUUCAGAGUUACAUGAAGAUAUUAUAUCAGAAAUCAAAUUAUUUUGCUUCAGACACAAAUUAAAUAUUAAUUAGUUAUAAAAUUCUCCAUAAACUAGAGGUUAAAGAAAACUCACAAACGCCUACACGGUACAAGCUGGAAAUGUAAAUUGUGAAAUAUGCCUAAUGUAAGAUCAUAGGUAAAGUCUAUAGCAUGAUGCAAAGGCGCAGGCCUAUUCUGAAGGCAUUCAUAUUCAACUAUGUAUUUUUAAGCUUGGAUGGAAAAAAGAAAUGACAACAGGCCAUUUAGGGUCACAGAUAGCUAGCGUUCCUGUAGACAUUGCUUGUGUGAUCUUUAUCAUUUAGUGGUGAAGAGAAGUCUGAGGCAAGUGUGAUUUCUGGUGCACAUGACCUGCUUUUCUCUACCUGACUUUUUUCAUUAUCCUCAAAGAACUAGAAAAAAAUCCCUGAAAUAGGCCUAACUGUUGAUGGUUUUUAAUUAAGUUGAUGUAUAAUUGAUAACCCCUUCAGUUUUGAAGGUUAGCAUUCCAAAUAAAUUAUUUAAUUUUUGAAUGUUGUGUCUGUGCCAUGUGUUCUGCUGUUUUCUUUAAGAACAUCAAUAUCCUAUGUUUCAUUUGCUUCCACAUAGCUUUAUUUCCUUGCAUGAUGUGAGAGUCUUCUCAUUUGUCAUUUAUAUUGUAGGUUUAGUUUUCUACAUAAGGACUUUGUGUAUGGCUUCUGAUUUUGUUUUUGCCAUUGUACUUAUGUUGACUAAAACUACUUCUUUAACAGCCUGUGCCCUUUAUUUGAUAUAUACAUACCUUUCAACCAAUAUUACUGCCCUUCUUAUAAAUAUGCGUUUGUGUGUAUGUGUCUGUGUGUAGUUCUGCAGUUUCUUUUUUUUUUUUAUUAUUUUUAUUUUUGAGACAGAAUCUCGCUCUGUUGCCCAGGCUGGAAUGCAGUGGUGCGAUCUCAGCUCACUUCAACUUCCACCUUCCAGGUUCAAGCGAUUCUCCUGCCUCAGCUUCCCUAGUAGUUGGGAUUAUAGGUGUGUGCCACCACGCCCGGCUAAUUUUUGUAUUUUUAUUUUUAUUUUUUUUAGUAGAGAUGGGGUUUCACCAUGUUGGCCAGGAUGGUCUACAUCUCCCAAUCUCGUGAUCCGCCUGCCUCAGCCUCUCAAAGUGCUAGGAUUACAGGCGUGAGCCACUGCACCUGGCCCUGUAGUCUCAUUUUACUUUAUUUACUGUUGAAUGAAGAGGACUUUCCAUGUCUGUUAUUUGAAUAGUAAUUGAUUGAGAAAGGUUCUGAUUGUCCUGCUCUUCAACCCCCGGGGUGCUGUUACAGUUCUUGUGUCAGACCUUAAAAUAGAAAAGAAGUUGACAGGUAAACAUUCACAUCAUCCUUUUUGGAUCUUGUUUUUGCAUAGGUAUAGGUCUGUUGAAUUAGGAAAUCUCUCAGUUACCUCUGUCUGUCUAGGUAGAGUAGAAUUUGUGCUUGGAUAAUUUAAAACAGUAUUUCUUCCUCUGACAUUGUUGAUACAGAAAAGCACUCUCACAGUUUUUCAUUGCUUCAUCCUUGCCUACUGCCAAUCUCUUAUUCCAACAUGUGACAUACUAUUGCCUCUCCACUUCAGCUCAAUCCAUAUUGUCUAUCUGGAAACUGGUGUUGCUGAAUAGCUGAAAAUAUUAUUUCUCAUAUUUUUGUAAAUAGGUUGACAAAUGCAUCGUGAUAUGUUCAGCACUGUACUGGUUUUAGCACUGUAAAUCUCAAGUCCUGGGGACCGCCACAGUUUUAGGCAAACCAAAUAAUUGUCCACUUUAUAAGCAACCAUAAAAUAUAAACUUCCCAGAGAUUGUAACUUCUAGUAGACCAUGUUCCUUUUACCUCAUUACUAAGGUUAUUUGCCUUUUUAAUAUCAACACUAGCUAAGUUAAUUUUAUCUUCUGUUGUAUAUAUUUUUAAAAAGCAGUAAACUAUUUUUUGCUUUAAAGAUAUAAGAUUAAAUUAUAAUAUUAAAGGUACUUGUUCAAAUUGUUGGUACCACUCUAACUGAAGCAAUUCUGAAACUUGGCUAGCCUGCCCUCAAAUAAUGUAGUCAGAGAAGUACAAAUGGAAGGAAAGUAAAGAUGAAAUUUUGUCUCCUUGGCUAGCUGUUCUAUAAAAGUCUGUGGGAUCUGCAAGCCCUGUGAUCAGUGAAACCCUUGUGCCUUUGACACUGGGACAUGUCAUGUUAGGAGGGGUGAGUAAAUUUUCCUUUACUUGGAUUUAGCUUGAGUAUCUUUCCUGAGGGCUCCAAUUGCCUUUGGCUUGUGAAAAUUUUCCUGAGUUCUAUAAAUUAAUAUGUGGGAAUGCCAAAGUUUGUGUGUGUGGGAGUGAGGGUGGUGUCAAAUGGAAUGAAAAAGUGAAGGCGUAAUAGUUCGUUUUCACACUGCUAUAAAGAACUACCCAAGACUGGGUAAUUUAUGAAAAAAAAAAAAAAAAAAGAGGUUUCAUUGACUCACAGCUCACCAUGGCUGGGGAAGCUUCAGGAAACUUAGAAUCAUGGCUGAAGACGAACGGGGAACAAGGGACCUGCUUCACAAGGUGGCAGGAAGAAUGAUGAAUGCAGGAGGAACUACCAAACAAUCAUAAAACCAUCAGAUGUCGUGAGUGAGCUCUUAUGACAACACGAACAGCAUGGGGGAAACUGCUUCCAUGAUCCAAUUAUCUCCACCUCGUCUCUCCCUUGACAUCUGGGCAUUAUGGGGAUUAUGGGGUUACAAUCAAAAUGAGAUUUUGAGUUGGGACACAGCCAAACCAUAUCAGAAGGGAUUAAAGCAAGGAGAGCCAAUCAUGACUGGCAAAACACAGACCAGCAACGUCACCAAUAAGAAUGACCCCAAGUCCAUCAACUCCCGUGUUUUCAUCGGCAAUCUAAAUACGGCAAUUGUCAAGAAAGUUGACAUUGAAGCCAUUUUUUCAAAGUAUGGAAAAAUAGUUGGAUGUUCCGUUCACAAAGGUUAUGCAUUUGUACAGUACAUGAGUGAGCGACAUGCAAGAGCUGCAGUGGCUGGAGAAAAUGCCAGAGUCAUCGCCGGCCAACCACUUGAUAUCAACAUGGCAGGAGAGCCCAAACCAUACAGACCAAAACCUGGAAACAAGAGGCCCCUUUCUGCACUUUACAGACUUGAAUCAAAGGAACCUUUCCUGUCUGUUGGCGGUUAUGUCUUUGACUAUGAUUACUACAGAGAUGAUUUCUACAAUCGGUUAUUUGAUUACCACGGGCGUGUGCCUCCACCUCCCCGUGCAGUAAUUCCGCUGAAGCGUCCCAGAGUGGCAGUCACAACGACUCGCAGGGGGAAAGGAGUCUUUUCCAUGAAAGGUGGAUCGAGAUCUACUGCCAGUGGGUCAACAGGUUCUAAAUUGAAAUCAGAUGAGUUACAGACCAUCAAGAAAGAAUUAACCCAGAUCAAAACUAAAAUUGACUCCUUGCUAGGGCGCCUGGAGAAGAUUGAGAAACAGCAGAAGGCGGAGGCAGAAGCUCAGAAGAAGCAAUUGGAAGAGAGUCUAGUGCUGAUUCAAGAGGAAUGUGUGUCAGAGAUUGCAGAUCACUCUACAGAGGAGCCUGCUGAAGGAGGGCCAGAUGCCGAUGGAGAAGAGAUGACAGAUGGGAUAGAGGAGGACUUCGAUGAAGAUGGGGGUCAUGAGCUGUUUCUACAGAUAAAGUGAUCUGAAAUAACGCAUGAUGCCGCAAAGCAGAAAAGAGAAACUGUGACAACCCCCAGAAAUGUGAAAGGAGGUUUCUUACUGGACAGCAGCAUCUUUGGUUCAAUUUAUAUAAAAACCCAAAUAAAUAAAAUGGACAGUAUUGCUCAGUUUUAGAAAUUCCAUUUCUUCUAUGUUUUAAGCUGUACAAUUGUCAGGUUUUUAUGGUUUAAAUUGUAAAAUGUGUUUUCCCCUUUGCUAAUUAUGUUUUUUUUUUUUAGUCUUAAAAUGUGAAAGGCAUUUAUGAAUGGUAAGGGAGACACUAUAUACAAAUGUAUAUUUGUAAAAGCUAUUUUUAUGAUUAGCAUGUUUCACUGUUGAUCAUAUAUAAAGUCAGGUGAUAUUGCAAUUCUGUAUUUAAAGCUUAUUUCCAACAAUGUCAUGUAAGAAAAGAUGCAUCUUAUGCUAGUUUUUAUAAUUUAUUUAUAAUUUAUAGUUUAAAGUAAUUCAGAUCAUAAUGAUAAAAUACUUGAAAAAGUUAUAUUUCUGCCCUGUAUAAGCACCCUUUUUAUUAAUAAAGAAUGCAGAUAUUUCAGAUGUGAUAUAAUAGUUAAAGAACUGUUGGUUUGAUCUGUGAUUAAGUUGAGCAUGCUCCGCUCUACUGAACUAAAUGAUCCAAUUAUUACUUCAGUCUGGGUAUGAGAUUCCAUGGACAAGUAAGGACUAGAUUGCCAAGGAAAAGACUGUCUUGCCCUUGGAUCCAAAAGUUUAAAUUAGUGCAUACAUCAUGUCAUUUCACCUCCUGUUCCUAGGAACUCUCCAUUCCCAAGCAUUGCCAGUGUUUUCCAGAUAAUCUUAGCUGUUGUCUUGUGCUGUGGAAAUGGAAGAAACCAUCUUCACAGACUGUAGGAGAAUUCAACAUAUAAUUUCUUAAUAAAUACUGUUUCUUUUAAAACAAA
Pan troglodytes (chimpanzee) is the source of this 6913-nucleotide messenger RNA. It is a transcript of the gene RALYL, whose product is annotated as RALY RNA binding protein like. The record is from RefSeq and is a predicted model, not a curated record. The transcript has 9 exons. Lineage: Eukaryota; Metazoa; Chordata; Mammalia; Primates; Hominidae. Gene Ontology annotation, cellular component: nucleus. The coding region runs from base 4947 to 5978 and encodes 343 amino acids. Gene Ontology annotation, molecular function: RNA binding.